AUGUCCCUGCUGGAAGGUGUGCUGUUCCAGCGCCCAUGCGCGGGGCUGGGACCCCCUGUCUGUGAGUUUGGAGGACCUGGCCUGGGCGACCUGCUGACUCUGGCUGAAGACCAUGCUUCCUCUGAGGUGCAGCCGGCUUCGCCUCGAGCUGGCCUUCGGGCAGCGCUGGAGGCUGCUUCUAACCGCCAUCCCUUCUGGCCGUGUCUGCCCCUCUCUGCACCCACACCCCUGGCACUGCCCGUCCCUCUGCCCCCGCACACCUGGCACUACCCGGGAGAUUGGACACUCCUGGUGGAGCCUCCCACGUCCCCGUGUGCCGACGGGAGGCAGCUGCAGGGCCGGGUGCCCCUGACCGUGCCGCCUCUCCCGCUCCCACAGGCCUGUGGCUGCCCGCUCUACUGGAAGGGGCCGCUCUUCUGCGGUGCGGGGGGAGAGCGCACCGGCUCCGUCUCUGUCCACAAGUUCGUCGCCAUGUGGAGAAAGGUCCUGCAGAACUGUCAUGACGAUGCUGCCAAGUUCGUCCAUCUGCUCAUGAAUCCCGGGUGCAACUACCUGGUGCAGGAGGACUUCAUCCCCUUCCUGCAGGACGUGGUGAACACCCACCCCGGCCUGGCCUUCCUGAAGGAGGCGUCCGAGUUCCAUUCCCGCUACAUCACCACCGUCAUUCAGAGGAUCUUCUACACCGUGAACAGGUCCUGGUCCGGGAGGAUCACCUGUGCAGAACUCAGGAGGAGCAGCUUCCUGCAGAAUGUGGCGCUGCUGGAAGAGGAAGCGGACAUCAACCAGCUGACGGAGUUCUUCUCGUACGAGCACUUCUACGUCAUCUACUGCAAGUUCUGGGAGCUGGACACCGACCACGACCUGCUCAUCGACGCGCAGGACCUGGCCCGGCACAAUGACCACGCCAUUUCCAGCAGGAUGAUCGACAGGAUCUUCUCCGGAGCCGUCACGCGAGGGAAGAAGGUGCAGAAAGGCGGCAAGAUAAGCUAUGCGGACUUUGUCUGGUUUCUGAUCUCAGAGGAGGACAAGAAGACCCCCACCAGCAUCGAGUACUGGUUCCGCUGCAUGGACCUGGACGGGGAUGGGGCGCUGUCCAUGUUCGAGCUGGAGUACUUCUACGAGGAGCAGUGCCGCAGGCUGGACAGCAUGGCCAUCGAGGCCCUGCCCUUCGAGGACUGCCUCUGCCAGAUGCUGGACCUGGUGAAGCCCCAGAGCGAAGGGAAGAUCACGCUGAGCGACCUGAAGCGCUGCAAGCUCGCCGGCGUCUUCUUCGACACCUUCUUCAACAUCGAGAAGUACCUGGACCACGAGCAGAGAGAGCAAGCCUCGCUGCUCAGGGAGAGCGACAGCGAGGGCCCCGAGCUGUCCGACUGGGAGCGCUACGCGGCCGAGGAGUACGACCUGCUGGUGGCCGAGGAGGCGGUGGGCGAGCCGUGGGAGGACGGGUACGAGGCCGAGCUCAGCCCUGUGGACCAGAAGCUGAGUGCGCUGCGGUCUCCGCUGGCCCAGAGGCCCUUCUUCGAGACGCCGUCCGGCCUGGGCACCGUCGACCUGUACGAGUGCGGGGAUGACGACCUGCAGCCCUCGUGACCCGCCCGUGGGACGUCCGUGCGGCCCGCUGGAGGCAGCGGCUUCUGCGUCGAAAGCAGACUGUUUGGUGGCUGAGCUGUGUCUUUUACAGAAAGUGAAGUGCGUUUGACAGAAUGAUAGUUGUUAUUUAUUCACGCGGAAGCUGGUCGGAGGCGGGCACGGAGGCGCGUGUCCCACCCGUCCGGGAGGGGCCAACGCGCACACAGGAACCCGGGCCUGGCCUGGGGGCCACCCACGUCCAGGGCGUCCCUGAAGAUGAGGACGGCCGCGGCCCCGCUGGCCGGCUCUUGCGUCCCGGUGUGUGGAGGCGCCCCCUUGUCCCUGCUGACAGCCAGCCCCGGAGGGGACCGGGCUGCUGUCCCUCGGGCUGGUCAGCGGGCAGGGGCCUGCAGGUGGGCGGUGGUUGUCAGGAACAUUCCAGGAGCCCCAGAAGCUUCCGUCCUGCACGAGCGUCCCCGGGAGGGCACGCCACCGCCACUGGGAGCACCCACGCCAGCUUCUGUGAACGUUGUUGUGUAAAUGUACAAGACAUGUAAAGUUACCUUUUAUUUGCCGUGCAGAGCUGUUUAAAAAUGUUUUAUGAGAUCACGUUUGUAUUUUCAAAUAAAGA
Messenger RNA from Phacochoerus africanus (Common warthog), 2200 nucleotides. RefSeq names its product serine/threonine-protein phosphatase 2A regulatory subunit B'' subunit beta-like. Gene Ontology annotation, biological process: protein dephosphorylation. NCBI's taxonomy places the organism in Eukaryota, Metazoa, Chordata, Mammalia, Artiodactyla, Suidae. The record is from RefSeq and is a predicted model, not a curated record. The transcript is spliced from 13 exons. Gene Ontology annotation, cellular component: protein phosphatase type 2A complex. Bases 1 to 1590 code for a protein of 529 amino acids. Gene Ontology annotation, molecular function: protein phosphatase regulator activity; calcium ion binding.